Messenger RNA from Salvia hispanica, 3058 nucleotides. Its product is annotated as putative disease resistance RPP13-like protein 2. Lineage: Eukaryota; Viridiplantae; Streptophyta; Magnoliopsida; Lamiales; Lamiaceae. Gene Ontology annotation, biological process: defense response to other organism. The record is from RefSeq and is a predicted model, not a curated record. Gene Ontology annotation, molecular function: ADP binding; protein binding.
AAAUCCUCCAAAUCUGAAAUAAAUCGAAAAGAGAGUGUGAUUGAAUCCAAAAAUCAAUUCGAAACCAGCACAUAUAAGAAAGAUUCAUGAAAAAAAGUUAAUAAUCUCUUUCAACUCUAGAAGAUAUCACAAUUGCUCGUAGAUACAUCGAAAAAAGAGAGUAACUGAAUCGGAAAAUCAAAACGACACCAGCAAACAAAAGAAGAGAAUUUCACAAAAAGUUGUUGUAGAAGCAUACACAUGGCGGAGGCUGCGGUCUUAGGGAUGAUACAAGAUCUCGAGAGGUUCCCUCCUAAACGUACAGAUGUCUCCGAGCGUUCGAUGUUUGAGAAAAAAAUUGUAGUGCUGAAAGAUAUGUUGGAUUUCAUGAGAGACUUGAAAAUGGAAGACAGGAGCAAGCUAAGACAUUUCAUGGCCGACUUGGUCGAGUGGGCUGAACGUGUCAAGUACAUGGGCCUUUAUGAUUACGAAAUGCAUUACAUGUUAGAGAAUCUCCAAGACGAGAUCAAGAUAAUAAAGAUGCGGAUGAUAAACUUUGUAGCUGAUGAGAAAAAUAUUGGAGACGAAGAAGCAGAAGAAGAAGAGGAAGAAGUUGUGGUGGGGUUGGAGAAAGACGUGAAGCAGUUGCUUGACCGAGCGAUUUUGAAAAAAUCUAAUGAGUUAGAGAUUUAUUCUAUAAAAGGCAUGACUGGUAUCGGGAAGACAACUCUCGCCAGACAAGUGUACAAGGCCGGGGCUAGCAAGUUCCAGCGUCACGCCUGGGUAUCCAUUUCUAGUGGCACUAGUAAGAAAGAGAUACUUAUGAAACUGAUACAGCAAAUGGUGGUUGGACAUGAAAGAGAUCCGUCAUUGGAAGAAAUGGACAACCGAAGUCUCCAACAGAUGCUUCGCCAACAACUGGAAGGCAUGUUAUAUUUCAUAGUGUUGGAUAAUGUGCUGGAAGGAAGGGAAUUGUCUUACAUCUUGCAAGCUCUUCCAUCUCAAGGUGCAGACCGCACUGGAAGCAAGUUGCUGUUAACAUGUCGCCAUGAUAUUAGAAACUCCUAUGUCAGUAGUACUCAUAGGGUCAAAUAUAUUCAUGAGAUGAAUGCUUUGGAUUCUGAUAAGAGCUGGAAAUUGUUUGUGAAAACAAUAGAGAAAUUUACAAGUGAUGAGAACAAAUUCACAAAGGAGUUAGAGAGGAAGGGCAGAGAGAUGUUGAAAAAAUGUGGCGGUUUGCCAAUGGCUAUAAUAAAUGUUGCAAGGCAGAAAGCAAAACAAAGACUUUCGGGGAUUGAAUGGGAAGAGCUUUUUGAUUCAAUUGAUUUGAGUGAAUCAUUGAAGUUAUUGGAACUGAUGUAUCAUGAAUUGGGAAAACAUCUCAAGUCAAAGUUCUUGUAUUUGUCCCUUUUUAAGGAAAAUGCAGUGAUUAGAGAAGAAAAGUUGGAUCAGAUUUGGGCUGCAAAUGGAUUAGAUAGUAAAGGAGAUAUAGGGCCUUUUCAAGAACGUGAGGGUUUUGCUCAUAGAUCGAUUCUUGAAGUUGUCAAGCAGCAAUUUCAGAAAAGAAAGUAUCGCCUCAAUCCUCUAUUACACAUGAUAUCAAUCAAAAAAGCAGAAGAGGAAAUGGGCUUAGAGAUAUUAAGGAGCAACGUAAACAGUAGGCCCUCUCAGAAUGCCCGUCAUCGUGUUGUCCAUUGUGGUAGAGACAAGUUUAAUCAUUUCACGAAUGACGAUGGAAAAAAACUUAUUUCUCUCGUCUUCCAUGGAGGUGGUGGCUACUUGGACGAUACUAGCUCGUCUUAUUGGGAGAGUUUUGAAUCACUCAAAAUACUUGACAUGGAAGAUUUUGGGGUGAAGACUUUAUCCGAAAAUAUUGGAGCAUUGAUUGAGUUAAGAUACUUGGGAUUGAGAAACAACUACAUACAAGAGAUCCCACACUCGUUGGGAGGCUUGAAAAAUCUUGAGGCUCUUGAUAUAGCACAGAACUUUAUGGUGGAGGUCCCGGAUAUUAUGUGGGAAAUGGACAGCCUUCGUGAUGUCCAAAUGUCUAAUGUGAUUUUCCGGAAGCCUUUGAAAGUAGAUGCCUUAACGAAUCUGAAUAGCCUAACCUACAUCUCGAUUUAUGAUUGGACAAAUGAGGUAUGUGGCUUGGAGACAAUGUUAGGACUCCAAACUUUGGGCAUUGAAGAAGUUGAUGAAAACUCGGAUUUAGGCACGCUCUUUGCAUCUCUAGCUAAGGCUCCGGAAACCCUAUCGUUUUAGAAGCAUGCCGUGUUUGGAUGAAAUUGGUGUUUUGAAAAGACUUAGGGUACUAAAACUAGAUGGGCGUAUAAGUAGGCUACCAAGUGCAGAUAACAUACCUCAUGCGAUUGAGUACAUAGCAUUGGUAAAUACUCGUCUUCCUGAAGACCCCAUGCCAGUAUUGGAGGAGCUCUAUUUCCUAAGACACCUCAAACUGCGAAAUGCAUACACUGGUCGAGAAAUGGUGAUCCUACAUCGUGGAUUUCCCAGUCUCAAAGUGCUUUGCGUCAAUGAAUUGUGGAAUCUUAGAAAGAUUCAAGUUGCUGAUGAUGCAAUGCCGGGUCUCAAGAAACUAGAAAUCAAUAACUGUCAACAGCUGGAGACACUCCCAGAACAGAUAUCGAGGGAAUGGAGAUAUAAAACAUUUAUGAUGUAUGAACUGGAAGAGUUUAAGAUGGUAACAACCAAACACAUUGCAACGAAGAUCAGAAAUUCAGGUUUGACCUCUGAAAUUUGUGUGGAGGAUAUCUAUCCAUAAUAUGAAGUGGAUAUAUCUAUCAGUCUUCAGUGGACAAAAUACAUUAGAAAGAUACAAGUUGUAGAGGGCCAUGACCAGGCAUCGCUGCAAAGAUCAUCGACCACAGUAUCUUGAAGAUUUUGUCUACGAUUGUUUCGUUGAGUUAUCCUUUGUUUUUGGUAUCUAAUUAGUUUCUAUGUAUCAAGUCGAGCAUAAUUAUAUGUUCCAUUCCGGGUUUUCUUUGUCGGUUCUUUCCCUGGAUGCAAAAGAGAGUCAAACCGCAUCCCAAUUAAUAAGUAGUACAAUAUUAUUUGUCAAUUU